This is a messenger RNA of Fundulus heteroclitus (mummichog), 1882 nucleotides long. Its product is annotated as olfactory receptor 4C3-like. Gene Ontology annotation, molecular function: G protein-coupled receptor activity; olfactory receptor activity. The transcript has a single exon. The record is from RefSeq and is a predicted model, not a curated record. Gene Ontology annotation, cellular component: membrane. NCBI's taxonomy places the organism in Eukaryota, Metazoa, Chordata, Actinopteri, Cyprinodontiformes, Fundulidae. Gene Ontology annotation, biological process: G protein-coupled receptor signaling pathway. Bases 129 to 1088 code for a protein of 319 amino acids.
UUCCAGAGAGCUGUGUGUUCAUGAUCCUUUGAACAUUAUGGGUUAUUUUAGCAUCCAGUCAAAGAGUCAGAGUAGCUGUCAGGAAAUGCUCUUUAAAUGUUAGUAAAAUAACUUUGUUUUUGUACAAAAUGACUCUGAAUUCAACUCUAUCCCCUGUUCCUUAUUUUAUCCUGGACGCGUACAUCACCGUGGGAACGCUGCGGUACUUCUACUUUGUGAUCGCUCUCACGCUGUACGCUGCCAUCAUUGUUGUCAACGUGCUGCUGAUUGUGGUGAUCUGUGUGAACAGGAGCUUACAUGAACCUAUGUACAUGUUUCUGUGCAGCCUGUUUGUGAAUGAACUGUACGGCAGCACAAGCUUGUUUCCCUUCCUGCUGGUCCAGAUCCUCUCUGACGUUCACACGGUUUCUGUUCCUCUCUGCUUCCUGCAGAUCUUCUGCCUCUACUCCUAUGUGAACGUGGAGUUCUGUAAUUUGGCCAUCAUGUCUUACGACCGAUACUUGGCGAUCUGCUGUCCUUUAAAGUACAACACACUGAUGACCUUCGGCACUGCAGGGCUGUUCGUUGGGGUGAUUUGGUUGUCGUCAGUCAGGUGUUUGAUCACCAUCAUCCUGAGCCUCCGUCUGACGCUGUGUGGGAACGUCCUCAGCAGUCUCUACUGUCAGAACUACAUGAUAGUGAAGCUGGCGUGUUCGAACACCAACCUGAACAACAUUUAUGGGCUGUUUGCCACCACUCUCAGCGUGCUGGUGCCCCUGCUGCCCAUUCUGUUCUCCUACAUGAAGAUCCUGAGGAUCUGCUGUUCCGCCUCUUCUCAGACCAGACAGAAAGCCAUCAACACCUGCAUGCCUCACCUGGUCUCACUCUUAAAUUUCACCUUUGGCUGCUUGUUUGAGAUCAUUCAGAGCAGAUUCGAUAUGAUCAAUGUUCCCAGUGUGCUGCGCUUCAUUCUGUCGCUUUACUUUGGGAUCCUGCAGCCUCUCCUGAACCCCAUCAUUUUCGGGAUGCAGAUGUCAAAAAUACGGAACAUCUGUAAAGAGUUCCUUUAUAAAAGGAGAUUGAGUUUGACGACAAGUUUUACAUUCUAAAAACAAAGAUGUUGGCUCAUUUAGAAAAAGUCAAAUGUGAAACUUCCUGACUUUGUUUCCGUCUCAGGCUGAGAGGAAUGCGGGAUUAAAGAUGUUUAGGAGGGAUGGUUUGUGUGAAAAAAGCAAAGCAGCAGCCAGAGAGAUGCAGUUAAACUGUGAUUGUGUGAGGAGGGAGAAUAAAUUCUGCUUCAUCUUAAAAACCAACAACAUCCCAGCUUAGACCUUUCAAAACCAUGUCAGUCACAAACCUGAUAAAACCUCUGCUCUGAUGUGUUAAAACAUUUUCCCUCGUUUUUGCUCUUUUCUGUCCUAAGGAUCUCUUGGCCGCUGGUUUUAUAGUCUAAUUCUCUUAAAUAAUGCAAUCUGAUUGGUGUUUUUAUGCAUUGUAUGUAUCUUUUCAGCCUCAUUCGUGCUUCUGGCACGGCACAAGCUGCAGCCUGUUCACCAGCUCAAAUAUAGAAAAUUAUCCUGUUUCACAUUUAUUUCAUCUGAGUUUGCUACUUUUAUUAACUGUACAGUAUUUUCUAAUGUUUUAGAUUCACCAUUACUGUACAGUCUCUUGUUCUUAUUCUUAUUUGUGGAUUUUUACCUUUGUCUGGUUCUGCAUGCUUCUAUCACUUUGCUGCUGGUACACCUGAGUCUCCCCAAUGAGGGACAGCAGGUUAUAAUAAGGUAAUUUCUAGCCAUUAAAACAUACACAGAUGUUUUAUUGUAAUCAACUAUAAUAAAAUGUUCAGAAACGGAUGCAAAUUGUAUGUGAAUGGUUAGCUAUUUGGGAGCAGUAAUAAAAUAUA